GUGAAAAUCACCACCAGGGCCAACACGUGGGUGCCGGUCUUGUUUGUAAACAUCUCAUCGGAACGCAAAACCGGUGAAACGGAUUUCUCGACUAUUUGCAGUGAUUUCGGUGUAAAUUUGUAAGAUGUACGACGACGCCGGUUCCGACUCGGACGACGGGUUCGACCUGCGCCAGGAGAUUGCCCGGUCGGCCUUCGCCGACAUGUGCCACGACUGGGAGCGCAACCAAAAGUACGACCAAGCCCUGCAGCUGACCAUCGGCCGGUUGCACGCCGCUGGACGGGAAGCUCACGUGCUGGACAUUGGCACGGGCAGCGGUCUGCUGUCGAUGAUGGCCGUCCGGGCGGGAGCGGACUCGGUGGUGGCCUGCGAGGCGUUCCGACCGAUGGCCGACUGUGCCGAGCGGGUCAUGGCGGCGAAUGGGUUUGGCAGGAUUCGGUUGGUGAAGAAGCGGUCAACCGAGGUGCGGGUCGGUCCUGGAUUGGAUAUGGAGCGAAAGGCAAACGUGCUGGUAACGGAGCUGUUCGAUACGGAGUUGAUUGGGGAGGGUGCAAUUGCGACUUACAGGCAUGCGUUGGAGCACUUGCUGGAACCGGGGUGCUUGACGAUUCCGCACUCUGCCACGGUGUAUGCUCAGUUGGUGGAGUGUCCGCUGGCUGUUAGUUGGCAGGUUCCAAAGGUCUUGAGCAACGCCGAUGGUGAUGUUCUGUUGAGGACGCCUGAAGACGUUGUCGAUUGUCGAGGAUCUUCAGCGGUUUUCGACGUUCAGUUGAGUCAACUGCCGGAAACGAGCUUCAACGCGCUGUCGGAACCGGUUCCGGUGUUUGGGUUUGAGUGGUCUAACCGGGAAGAACUCGAGGUGAAACGGCAUUCAAGAAAACCGGUUGAAAUCAUUCGAGGGGGAGUCCCGCAAGCCGUAUUCAUGUGGUGGGACCUUAAGAUGGAUCUGGAAGGCACCGUGAUGCUUAGUUGUGCGCCGUUCUGGGCCCAUCCUGAUUUCAGCAGCUUGAAAGAGUCCAACAAGAACCCCAAAAUCCCUGAGCAAAACCUGAUUCCGUGGCGUGACCAUUGGAUGCAAGCGAUCUACUUCCUUCCCUACACCAAGAAUACCUUGAACCCAGGUCAACGUGUCAACCUAGAUUCCUUCCACGACGAGUUCUCCCUCUGGUUUGGCCUAGAAUCCCCAAAUCUGACACCAACUCACUGCUCGUGUGGAUUCCACAUCGCUUACUCACGGUCCCGAAUUGGUCAACUCAACGAUGGUCUGCGCAACAAGCGAACCCUGAACUAUCUCGAGCAAAUCUUGGACAAAUCUUCCACCGUACUCGUCAUCGGCGAUGGCUCGCUACUGGGACUGGCCAUCGGUGCACUUGGCGUGUCCCACGUUUACCUUCUGGAGCCGGGACAACUGUCCCGAACCUGCAUGGAAAGCUACAUCCGGUUCAACGGCCUCAAAAACGUCUCGAUUCUGUCCGACCUUGCAGAACUUGAUGCGUCCCAGCGUGCAGCGAUAAGUCACGUGUACGGUGAACCCUACUUUGGAUCCGCUAUUCUACCCUGGGAGAAUGCAAUCCAAUUUGGUGCGCUGGCUAAGCAAAUUCGACCACUUUUACCACCGGAAGUGACGUUCGUCCCGCACUCGUUUAGCUUGCACGCCGUUCCGGUGGAAUUCCUCGAUCUACAUAAAAUCAACGCGCCACUUGGAACCUGCGAGGGAUUCGAUCUAAGUGCGAUGGAUCGGAUGAUUGAGGAACAUUCCAACGAAACCGACAGCCCCGUGGAGGCGCAACCCCUCUGGGAAUAUCCGUGCUUUGCCCUUGGUUCCCCAACUAAGCUACUCUCGCUCCCCCUUUCCCAAGACCUCCCGGAGACCCAGCUUUGGCAAGGCGAGUUCCAGCUGACCCAAACCCCCGAAAAGUGCAACGGAAUUGCCGUCUGGGCCGAUUGGCACAUGGACGGUUCGGGCAGUCCCAAAACGACCAUUUCGACGGGACCGUUGGACGAUAUCGUGGAGAGUGAACGGCCAAUCCGGUGGAAUGCCAACUGGCGGCAGGGAGUGCAUUUGGUGAAGAAGCCCCCGCGGGAUGGGAUCGUCAAGUGGAGCGUGAAAUUUAACGGACAGUUGAGGGCGUGCUAUUUUCAGUUUGAAUAAAGUUGGUUG
This is a messenger RNA of Culex quinquefasciatus (southern house mosquito), 2161 nucleotides long. RefSeq names its product protein arginine N-methyltransferase 7 (gene Art7). The transcript has 3 exons. Bases 125 to 2152 code for a protein of 675 amino acids. Gene Ontology annotation, biological process: peptidyl-arginine methylation. Gene Ontology annotation, molecular function: protein-arginine omega-N monomethyltransferase activity. NCBI's taxonomy places the organism in Eukaryota, Metazoa, Arthropoda, Insecta, Diptera, Culicidae. The record is from RefSeq and is a predicted model, not a curated record.